AUCCAUCUUUUAUAUCGCUGCACAAGAUGAAUAUCCUACCAUACACGUAGCGUCGAGCAUGCAGAUUCUGGCUGGCUGGAGGACGGAUCGGUGGAAAUCACCGGGGGGCGAAGAGCCCGUAACGCUACGAGAAGCAGUCCUGCGAGUUAGCGCAGUGUCAUCAGAUCGCUGCUGCCUCUGUGCACUUCAAAAUGGCCAGCGAGAGAAAUCACAGCCUGCCGCCGCACACACGUACUGUUCCUCCAUUCCACACAACGUUACUGCGACACCACCGCUAAAAGACGAGCUGAAACAAGUCCGGGCUGCUUCCUGUGCUUCAACCGUCUCAGGGAGAAAGAAAGCGUCGUCAUAUAAAGCACGGCUGUCCCCUACGAGACUCUGAACAAACGCUUCAGAGCAGCUCAGAAGAACAUCGACCGGGAGACGAGUCACGUGACAAUGGUGGUGGCGGAGCUGGAGAAGACCCUGAGCAGCUUUCCGGUGGUCGACUCCGUGGUGUCACUGCUGGAUGGAGUGGUGGAGAAACUCAGCGCCCUAAAGAGGAAGGCCGCUGAGUCCAUCCAAGCAGAAGACGAGAGCGCCAAGUUGUGUAAGCGUCGCAUUGAGCAUUUGAAGGAGCACAGCAGCGACCAGCCGGCCUCAGUCAACCUGUGGAAGAAGAAACGCAUGGACCGCAUGAUGGUGGAGCAUCUGCUUCGCUGCGGUUAUUACAACACAGCUGUUAAACUGGCCAGACAGAGUGGUAUAGAGGAUCUAGUGAACAUUGAGAUGUUCCUCACAGCUAAAGAGGUGGAGGAAUCUCUGGAGAGGCAGGAGACGGCCACCUGCCUAGCCUGGUGCCACGACAACAAGUCUCGCCUCCGCAAGAUGAAGAGUUGUCUUGAGUUCAGUCUGAGAAUCCAGGAGUUCAUUGAGCUCAUCAGGCAAAAUAAACGCAUGGAUGCAGUCAGACAUGCAAGGAAACACUUCAGCCAAGCAGAGGGUGGACAGUUGGAUGAAGUUCGGCAGGUGAUGGGGAUGCUGGCCUUCCCAUCAGAUACACACAUCUCCCCAUACAAGGAUCUUUUGGAUCCAGCCCGCUGGAAGAUGCUGAUCCAGCAGUUCCGAUAUGACAACUACAGACUGCACCAGCUUGGAAAUAACUCUGUCUUCACUAUCACCCUUCAGGCUGGUCUGUCUGCCAUCAAGACACCUCAGUGCUACAAGGAGGAUGGUACAUCUAAGAACCCAGACUGCCCAGUGUGCAGUAAAUCUCUAAACAAGUUGGCCCAGCCAUUACCCAUGGCCCACUGUGCCAAUUCCAGACUAGUCUGUAAGAUCUCUGGGGAGGUCAUGAAUGAAAACAACCCUCCAAUGAUGCUUCCUAAUGGAUAUGUCUAUGGCUACAACUCCCUUCUGUCCAUCCGCCAAGAUGACAAAGUGGUGUGUCCUAGAACCAAAGAAGUCUUCAACUUCUCUCAGGCUGAGAAGGUCUACAUCAUGUGAUCACUCAGAUAACCCUGCCUGAGUGCUAAGAUGAUUGAAUACGGCCCGUCAUCCAUCACUUGUGACCUGGCCUACUCAAAGAGCCACCUGUGGAGCUGUGAUCCAGUGCCCUUCUACCUGCCCCCCACCCCCUCACAGACACACCCAAAAUACCCUACAACACCCCCCUCUCAAUACACAACUGACUCCUUUUCACCCACUCUCUCUCAUUUUAUCACAGAAACUGGGCUCCUCUCCUUUCAGACUCUUAUUUUAGAUGUGGCUAGAAGUCGUUUGAUCUGACCCAUUCAAGCACAUGGACUAUCAACAUUGUCAUUAUCUUACAGGCCUUCACUCUGAAGAUUAGACUAGAGAAAAGAACUGAGGGGGUCAAAAAACUGCUAGGUAGAUGUUUGAUUUUACUACAACAAAUAAAAACUUGUUGAGGUUACUUUGCCUUUUACUAGUCGUGUUCCUUUGUUACUUAGAUAACAUGAGGCUGAACUGUGUUAACUCCUUUCAUUAACCAGAUUAACACAUGAGAUCUGGGCCUUUUUAAAAAAAAAAAAACAAACAAACAUGGCUGCCCUGGUCUCAUAGUAGCAUCUUAUUAUGUGAUGCAUGCUGUUGUCCUCUAGCCAUGUGUUUUUUGGUGGGUGGUUGAGGGCAUAUAUGUUAAAUGCUUCCUUUAAACUGCCUAACGUUUUUGCAUUUCACCCCUCCUUGGCUGUGACACCGGAGCCUGAUUGGGCUGCAAUAGGCUCCUUUUCAAAUGUAAAUAUUAGAUAGAAAUUGCUCAUCCUCAUGUAUAAUUUCAGGGGUUUUUGGGGACAAGUAACAACAACAAAGAUUAACCUUCUACGAAGAUUGCUGUGUGAACUGAACAAGUCUUUUCUUGGCUGUUGUUAACCUGAUAUAGCCCAUAGUAUCCUCAAGUUAACUGGUUGUUCAGUAUAACUUAUAAUUUCUGAGGAAGCUGUUCUUUUCUUGAACUUGGUAAGAAUGAUUAUGGUGUAUUUACUACCAUAAUGAAGUUUACACAAUACUCAAACAAGACAACCAUCUGAUGUUUUUUUUAUGAACAAAUUGUCUUCCUUUUUUGUGUGUGAGGUUUGCCAUCUUCAGCCAUUUCCCUUUUUUCCUAAUUUAAAAGAAUGAGUACAUUUUAGUAAAGAUUGGGUAUUUACACUCUAUAGAUAAAGCCCUGGGUGAUUUUAGCUUAUUCAACAUUACCCAAAUAGUUUUAAUUUCAUAACUACUGUAUUUUUCCAACAAUGAACAAUAUAAUAAAGUGAAGGACUGUGCAGA
Messenger RNA from Lates calcarifer (barramundi perch), 2772 nucleotides. RefSeq names its product macrophage erythroblast attacher, E3 ubiquitin ligase (gene maea). Gene Ontology annotation, biological process: proteasome-mediated ubiquitin-dependent protein catabolic process. NCBI's taxonomy places the organism in Eukaryota, Metazoa, Chordata, Actinopteri, Centropomidae. The record is from RefSeq and is a predicted model, not a curated record. The transcript has 9 exons. Gene Ontology annotation, molecular function: ubiquitin protein ligase activity; protein binding. Gene Ontology annotation, cellular component: cytoplasm; nucleus; GID complex. Bases 439 to 1485 code for a protein of 348 amino acids.